CUCCGUUUCAUUUUCUUGCAGCUUUUCGUUUUCCCGCUUUCUGUAGAGGAAAUCAAUCCUCCAUUGCAGUGGUAUCUUCUUCUCCAUAUUCGUGGACGACAAAAUUCGGCUUGUAAGGAGGAAGGCUUGGUAGUUCCAAUGAAGGGAAAAGGUAAUGGGAAGGGAAGAAAGGUUAUUGCUGGUAAAGUGUACCGUGGAAUAACUGGUAAAGGUAAAGGUGUAAGUGGUGGUAAAGGUAAAGGUAAUAGUGUGAGGGGUGAUAAAGGGAAAGGUGGUCUGGGAGUAGGGGGUGCUAAAAGGAAAAUAGUAUAUGAGCCAGAGUAUUCAUCGUGUUCAUCAACUUCAGAAUCAUCAUAUGGAUCAAUGUCGGAUGAUGAUUUUGAGUAUUACCCUGAAUCAAAAGGGGAAGUUGAAUGCGAAUACAGCGCUGUGUCUAGUGAAGAGGUUACUGAUUGCUACAGUAGUGGUGAAGAGGUGAGAAAGGCUGAACGCAAAGCGAAGGCCGGGAAACGGAAAGUUGUUCCGAAGGUUUUUGUGGUGUUUUAUUUAGACCAACUUAAUCAAGCUCCCCUUGAGUGGGGUGAGUUCCAAGAAUCAAAGUUUGGUCGAGGAACGAGAUGAACAAGGCAAUAUCUGUUAAUCAGUUUGAAACUGGUGAUUUUGGAGCCCGUGGAGUAAGUGUUUACAAAGGGGUAGUGUUUUCAUUGGUUAGAUACAUAAUGUUAUUUUGUGUCCAUUGAUUAAAGGGAAAUUUGUCAGAAACAACCUUUUAAAAUGUCCACUUUAUUUAAAACAACCUUUUACAAAAAAAAUUUGUAACUUCAGACCACAUUAUAAAUUUUUUUUUGUCAAAGACAACCUAAUGCUACUUUCCGGCGUUGACUUUAUCUUUUUCCGUUGUUGACCACAAGUGUGCAGGGACAUGACCUCUUAUAUAUAUUGCUUAAUACACCCCUUUUUCCUCCAAUUAACUCUAAUUAAAACCUCUACUUCUCUCUCAUUCCUCUUUUUCGAUCAAUAGGAAAAAAAUUCUAGGGUAAAUUCCUCUAAAACUAAAUAAAGUCAACACCGGAAAAAAUAGGGAAAAGUAGCAUUAGGUUGUCUUUGACAAAAAAAAUUUAUAAUGUGGUUUGAAGUUACAAAAAAAAUUUAAAAGGUAGUUUUAAAUAAAGUGGACACUUUAAAAGGUUGUUUUUGACAAA
Messenger RNA from Chenopodium quinoa (quinoa), 1202 nucleotides. RefSeq lists its product as uncharacterized. Bases 139 to 621 code for a protein of 160 amino acids. The record is from RefSeq and is a predicted model, not a curated record. The transcript has 4 exons. Lineage: Eukaryota; Viridiplantae; Streptophyta; Magnoliopsida; Caryophyllales; Amaranthaceae.